Messenger RNA from Chenopodium quinoa (quinoa), 6418 nucleotides. RefSeq lists its product as uncharacterized. Gene Ontology annotation, molecular function: DNA helicase activity. Bases 4426 to 5559 code for a protein of 377 amino acids. The transcript is spliced from 4 exons. Gene Ontology annotation, biological process: telomere maintenance; DNA repair. Lineage: Eukaryota; Viridiplantae; Streptophyta; Magnoliopsida; Caryophyllales; Amaranthaceae. The record is from RefSeq and is a predicted model, not a curated record.
GAACAUUUAUAGGGAUGAAAAUACUCCCUCCGUAUCCCUACCUUAUAAAAAGUGGGAAGUUGUUCUUAUGAACAGUGGUCGGACCUUUAUACCCUCAAAAUUGUUUAUUUACCUUAUUACCCCCACAAUAAUUAACACCUUCUGCCUUCAGCUUUCUCUCUCCUCUCCAUGUGUCUUCAUCUCUCAAAAUUGCCGAAGAGAAGUGAAUUCAGAUUUGCAAAAUUCAUCACUUCAAUGGAGAAAGUUCUAAAUUUACAAGAAAACUCUAAAUUUACAAUUCUCCAUUGAAGUGCUGAAUUUUUAAAUUCUGAAUGUACAUUUCCAAUUGAGAAAAAAUGAUACAAGAGAUGACAUCGAAGGAGCAUGUCGUGGUCCAUCGGUUGGUGACGACCACGGUGAGGAAGGUGGUACGACAGCACAGCUGCCUGUCGAGGGGGCGGCGGCGGAAGAUGACGACCGGACUUUAUGGGAGGUGGGUCACUGGUGCCUCUUUCUCUCUCCUCUCUAUACAGUGCAAAAAUACAAGGUUUGUACAAAAUAUUAGCUCUGAAAUGUGGCCAACAAUUGGUUUAGUAUUGAUUUAUACUCACAAUUUUCCCACCAAUCAGAGAUAGAGUGUGUUCUUCUUUUGAUAGUUCAGUAUUGAUUUAGAGUACUUAGUUGAUAAAUAAUUGAGUCUGGUUUUUUAGUCGCAUAGUUUAGUACAGAGUAUUGAUUUUUGCUCCUAAUAAAUUUGCCACCAAUCAGGUCUGGGCUAUUGUUCAUUUUCAACUGUUGAAAUUUGUGACUAUAAAUUUGAAGGUUGUGAAUAAAAUUUGGAUAGGCAAAAAGGGUUAUGAUUGUUGUUUAUUUGAUGGCUAUAUUUGUAAUAGUAUAAAUACAUUGAUUAAAUUAUUGAUUUUUCUAGCUGGGAAAUUCAUAAAGUAAAAUUGAUAUGUAGUUCAUAUUCGUGUAAAUCAAUGGCAUGUUUGUGAAUUAGUGUGAGUCUUUUGUUCAAUUUUUAUGUGUAAAAGUACACCAUUUGGUAUAUGAUUUCAAACUUUCAAUACAUCUACUCUUAAUUGUUCUAUUUUCCCUUGAUGAAUUAAAAUGAAUUUCCCAACAUGGCCUUAAAUAUUGAGCUUAAUUACCAAAAGUACUUCAUUUAUUCUUUAUAUAGAAUUGAUAUGUUACCGGAUCCCUUUUUUAAGCUAAUGAGGUUUGAUGAAUUAUUGUAGUUUUUUUGUUUUGUUUUGUUUUUUCUUAUAAAGAAUCACUUUUAAGCUGACAAAUGAAUUAACUUAACUCUUAUUGCAUCAAUAUGCUGGUACAUAGAGUGGCAAAUAAGGGUAUUAGUGUUCAAUUGUUCGCCAUUAGUUUGCUGAACGGUAAUCAUGGAAGGUCAGUUUUAGUGAUAUUUAAAUUUCAUUGUAGCAGUAAUUCUUAAUAACAAAUGCUAUAUAAAAGCCACUUAAAAUUAAAAAGUGUUGUAUGUGAGAUUAAUUAGAUCAAGUGUGAUUGCUGUAUGCCCAUUGUGAUUGCUGUAUGCCCAAAGGGAAUGGUGCCUUCUGUAAGGAGGUUGUAUGUCCAGGUUAGAGACGUCAAUGGUGCUGGAAUCAACUCUAGCCUUGUCGUUUACCAGGUUUGGCUCUUUUCAUUGAUUCUUGCUUAUGCAAUGUUGGCGGUGUGGCUCUUAUGCCUUUUCUUAUGCUUGAAUUUCCACUCAAUAUAAACGUGUUUCGUCACUGCAGAAUUUGAGUUUUGUUUAGUAUCUUAGACUUCUGGACAAGAGCGUUACAAUAUGUACUAUUCUUUUCUAUCAAAGAAGAUAAUUUAUAUCUACAAUUUCUCAGUUACUAUUAAUUUUAACUUCUAUCUCUAAUUGGUGACUCAGUUAAAUGGAUGAAUUUGAAAGGUCUACUCAAUUAAUAAGUAAUUAAAUGAGAAAUAGAAUAAGUCCAUGACAACAUUAGUUACUGCCUACUGAAGAACCAAAAGGUUGUUGAUGCAGGAUUAUGGUACAAAAUAACUACGAUGAAAGGUGGAAGAAAGCAAGUAGGGAUUCAAGGGAAUAAUCAAAGGUUAAAAGAAAGCAAGAAAGCAGGAGUACAAAUCAGAGCUAUUUACAAGCAGCAGGUUCUCGAAUUGAUUCUCAUUUUACUUGUCCAACAACUGAAAUUUUCACUUUUAUAUGUGAUGGAUUUCCCAGAAUAUCCUACAACAUCAAAGACAAGAAUGAGUGCUCGACAACGGGCGAUUUUAGGGAUUCCAAAACCUAAACGCCAAAAGCAAUCAAAGACAGUUGGUGCUGCAAUAAAUUCAGCCAAUCGCUGCCUACUAAGCCCAUGGAGUUGCCUGCCCCUCAUUUUUGCGAUAAGUGUCGUGCAAAAAAACUAGCCUUUGAGUCAUUGCAUUUUUGUUGCUGUGAUGGUGAAGUUGAAAUUGCUUCUAAUGCUUUACCCCCUGAAUUAGAUAAACUUUAUACUUCUAAUGACGAUGAUUCGGAUCAUUUUCAGACAUAUUCUCGCCUUUACAAUAACCUCUUUGCUUUUAGCUCAAUUGGUGGAUCAAUGGAUGGGGAUAUUCAUAAAGGAAUAUAUGCUUUGAAGGUUCAUGGCCAAAUUUAUCAUAAUAUUCCUGACCUCUUGCCUGAUAAUGAACCACCACAAUAUUUACAGCUUUACUUCUACGAUGCUAUGUUUGAGGCAGAAAAUAGACAUCGUCUUUUUCCAAACUUACGUCCGAGUAUAAUUUCCUUGAUUAUGGCUAUUAUGCUUUUGAAUUCAUAUGCCAGGUUUUUCAAGUCUCUUCGGGAGACUGAAGUCACUGAAGAGACUGAAAUCAGGCUCAAUAAACACCCCGUUCUUGAUCAACGUGUUUACAAUGCUCCGACAUCCGAAGAAGUAGCUGUGAUAUGGAGUGAAGGUACUUCAUCUAGCCAAAGCAACAGCCCACAUAUCAUUGUUCAUGGGAAAUCAAACAAGAGCCAUAGGAUAUAUCAUUAUUAUGGCUGUUACGAUCCUCUACAAUACCCGCUUCUAUUUCCUCGAGGUGACUGUGGGUGGCAUCACGGUUUACUAAAAAUGUCUCACGGAGGACGGUCCCAGGUGGAAGACCUUUCAAAUAUUGUCAUUUCAGACAAUGUUCAAGAGGCAGCUGAUUUGGUAACUGAAGAAGGUUAUGCUGCUGCUCGGGGGAAGAAGGGCAAGCUUAUUUCUUGCAGGGAGUAUUAUGCAUACAAGUUUCAAAUGCGUGCUGGAAAUUUCAUCCUACUGGCUGGGCGGCUGUUCUUGCAAUAUAUUGUAGACAUGUAUGUGAAGAUAGAGAAUACUCGGCUAGAUUUCUUUAGACAAAAUCAGGCACAAAUUAGAGUUGAGCUAUAUCAGGGUUUAGUAGAUACACUUGAAGGCGGUGAAGCAAAUGCAUCGAAUGUAGGUCAGUGUGUUAUCCUCCCUCCUUCCUUUUAAGGGGGGCCUUGUGAUAUGCAACGACGUUAUCUCAAUGCUAUCGCUCUUGUACAACGUUUUGGGAAACCGGACUUAUUCAUAACAAUGACCUGCAACCCAAAUUGGCCAGAAAUCAAAGCAGAGCUGGCACACGGGGAAAAAGCAUAAAACCGACCCGAUCUUGUAGCUCGUGUUUUCAGAGCAAAGCUUAUAGCACUGGAAAAAAAAAAGAACAAGUGUUUGGAGAGGUGGCUGCGUUCAUUUAUGUAGUUGAGUUCCAAAAACGUGGCUUGCCACAUGUUCAUAUGCUCAUUAUUUUAAAGCCGGAAUUUAGGAUAAAGCAUCCAGACUCAUUUGACAAGUACGUGUCCGCUGAAAUUCCUUCCCAUGAAAACCCACACUUACGAAAAGUGGUCUUAAACCAUAUGAUACAUGGCCCAUGUGGGAAGGAUAACCCUGAAUGCCCAUGCAUGAAUCAUAGAGGAAUGGACGGGAAGUGCAAAUACGACUACCCUAAGUCUUUUCUGAUAUUACAACAAGCCAUGAAAGUGGGUAUCCUGAAUACAGACGCCGGGACACAGGGGAGUCUAUUGUGAUUCGAAGGAAAAGGUUGGACAACCGUUGGGUCGUUCCAUAUAACCCUUAUCUAUCUGCCUUAUUCGACUGUCACUUGAAUGUGGAGGUAUGUUUAACAAUUCAAGCAGUUAAGUACCUUUACAAAUACGUUUAUAAAGGAUAUGAUCGGGUAUCAUAUAACGUACAAGCUUCAUCAGGCUCUGUAAAUGAGAUUGAGCAGUUCCAAGCAGGCCAUUGGGUAUCCCCUUGUGAAGCCGCAUGGAGAAUCUUUGGGUUUGACCUGUUUGAAAUGAGCCCACCAGUAGUAACAUUGCAAAUUCAUCUGCCUAAUCAGCACAGUGUGAGGUUCUCUCCCAAUGAACAACUAGCCUCUGUUGUUUCAGAUAGGCGCCGAGCCCGUACUUCAUGAACCAAGUUCUUUAGAAUGAACAACACUGUCCCAAACAUACCAAAAUACACAUAUGCAGAAUUUUGUGAGCAUUAUGUGUGGAAUCAUGCUACAAAAACAUGGUCUAAGCGGGCUAAUGUGCGAACUGCAAUAGGGCGUCUGACUUUUGUGGCUCCAUCCGAAGGGGAAAGAUAUUUUCUCAGGCUGCUACUAAUCAAUGUAAGGGGACCAAAAUCAUUUGAAGAUUUACGAACAGUCAACGCCCACCUUUGUGUAACAUUUAAGGAAGCGGCCUUGAAACUUGGCCUCCUGGCAGAAGAUGACGCCGUUGAUAAAUGUAUGGCAGAGGCUGUUACUGCACAUAUGCCAACAGCUUUGCGUAAAUUAUUUGCUACAGUAGUGAUUUUCGGAAUGCCAAGAGAUCCCCUAGCCCUUUGGCAGAAGUACUACAUUCAUUUGUCCGAAGAUAUCAAACACCAAAAUCCAGGAAUGAAAGACAAAGUGAAGGCCCUUACUGUGCAAGGGGUUGAGCGUUUCUUAGAAGAAAUGGGGAAAACUUUGGAAGAAUUUGGCCUAGGGGUGUUGAUAAGCAAUGCAGACUCCGGACUACGACAAACAAAGGAUAUUGCUGAUGCACUCAAUGCCACAAUACCGGUUGAAUACAUUGAAGCCAUUGACAAGCUCAACCUUGCCCAACGCGAUGCCUUUGAUUGCAUCAUUAAACAUGUGCAGCUUAACAAACCUGGUUCAUUUUUCGUUGACUGUCCGGGAGGCACUGGCAAGACAUACCUUUACUGUGCAUUGUAUGCUGCUGUUAGAAAAAUGGGCAAAAUAGUUCUUCCAACAGCUACGUCCGGAAUUGCUGCCUCAAACAUAGUGACUAGGAGGACAACCCAUUCACGUUUUAAAAUCCCCCUUGAUCAUACAGCUUCCAUGUCUUGCAAUGUAUCUAAACAAAGCAACUUAUCUGGUCUUCUACGAGAAAGCUCCUUGAUUAUUUGGGAUGAAGCAUCAAUGGCAAUCAAGGAAAACGUAGAGUCAUUAGACUUGCUGCUUAGGGAUUUAUGUGAUAGGCGUACAGCUUUUGAAGGCAAGGUUGUCGUCUUUGGUGGGGACCUUCGGCAAGUAUUGCCUGUGGUACCCAAAAAAUCACAAAAAGAAGCCGUAUAAGCGAGCUUAGUCUCUUCUUAUCUAUGGCAUGGUUUCAAACGAAUACGCCUUAGUCAAAACAUGCGAGCACGUACAGAUCCUGCAUUCUCUGAUUUCUUGCUUGCUUUAGGGGACGGCCGUAUGCAAACAGAAGAGAUAGCUGACAUUCAUCUACCAAGACAACUGGUUGUGCCAUUUGAGGAUGAAAACUACUCUCUGGACCAACUUCUCAGCCAAAUAUUCCCGGAACUGACCGCAGGUGGUUUCAGUUCAAGCAUCUUCGCUGAACGUGCAAUCUUGACUCCCCUCAACGAUGAUGUUGAUGAGAUAAAUACUCUGCUAAUUGAAAAACACCCAGGUCAGGCUGUAACCUACAAGAGUUUUGAUGUGUUAAUUGAUGAAAAUUGCAAAAUUUACACAACUGAAUUCCUAAACACUUUAUGCCCCGGAGGAAUGAGUCCACAUGAAUUGGUUCUAAAGGAAAAUUGCCCCGUUAUUCUGCUGAGGAACCUUGCUCCAGCCUCUGGCUUAUGCAAUGGGACACGACUCAUAUGCAAAAGAUUCUACCCCAACAUGAUUGAGUGUGUAAUUGCAACUGGCCAUCAUACUGGUGAAUAUGUAUUUCUGCCACGCAUUGACUUGCGGCCCUCUGCCUCAACUAAUUACCCGUUCCAGUUCCAGCGAAAACAAUUCCCAAUCAAGCUUUGUUUUGCUAUGACAAUCAACAAAGCCCAGGGACAAACACUCACUCAAGUAGGGAUAUACCUUAGAUGACCUUGCUUCUCUCAUGGACAAUUAUAUGUUGCCCUUGCUCGGGCCUGGAAUUCUAAACAUGUAAGGGUACUGACCAAGCCUACAACUGAAGAUCAGCAUGUAUACA